AUGAAGUCUCUGUAUUUGUUCUUGGGCCUUUGGGUUCUUGGAGCAUGUUUCCUGACUGGUGAGUGUCACAGAGGCCAUAGAGGACGAUAUGAUCCUAGAGGACCACCACCUCCUCCUCCCGUUGGCCCAGGAUUUGCCCUACCACCCCCUCCUCCUCCCGUUGGCCCAGGAUUUGCCCGACCACCCCCUCCUCCUCCCUUUGGUCCAGGAGCUGCUGGACCACCCCCUCCCCCUCCCGUUGGUCCAGGAGCUGCCGGACCACCCCCUCCCCCUCCCGUUGGUCCAGGAGCUGCCCGACCACCCCCUCCUCCUCCCUUUGGUCCAGGAGCUGCCCGACCACCCCCUCCUCCUCCCUUUGGUCCAGGAGCUACCCGACCACCCCCUCCUCCCCCCUCUGGUACUAAUCCACCUUCAAUUGGUACUACUAUCACUGUAACUCCUCUCCCAAUACCAGAAAAUACAUCUAGUGCCAAUAUCUCCCUACCUACUCCUAUUGCCUAA
Molecule: messenger RNA, 501 nt
Organism: Microtus ochrogaster (prairie vole)
Lineage: Eukaryota; Metazoa; Chordata; Mammalia; Rodentia; Cricetidae
Gene: Smr3a
Product: submaxillary gland androgen regulated protein 3A
Exons: 2
Coding region: 1-501 (166 amino acids)
Source: RefSeq, a predicted model, not a curated record